AAAGAAAUAAUAAAAUUGUAACUGCAACUGCAGACAUUCAAGUUUUGACGGGUGUUGUCUGUUUUGAUGUGCAGAUAAUAAAUGGAGUGUAUUAUGUUGAAAAUGUUUUAUUUAUUAUGAACUACAUAAUUGCUCAAUAACAGUGCUUCUGAUAAAUAAAAUAUAAACAAUAGACAAAAAAAUGUGGCGAGCUACUGUUGGAUAUAAUGUGAAUGACACUAAAAAUGGUGAUGGUGGUGAUGAUGACUGGGAAACCGAUCCAGAUUUCAUUAAUGAUGUGACUGAAGAAGAACAAAGAUGGGGCUCAAAGACUGUAGAAGGUUCUGGGAGGACAUCAGCUGCUAUCAACAUUGAAGAAUUAAGAACAAAUGUUGUAAAAGAUGAUGCCGAAUUCAAGAAAAAAGCAUUAGAUGAAAGUAUGAAACCUUCCUAUGGUUAUGGUGGGAAAUUUGGAGUUCAGGCAGACCGAAUGGACAAAUCAGCUGUUGGCCAUGAUUAUGUUGCUCAAGUUGAGAAGCAUGCCUCUCAAAUAGAUGCAGUUAAAGGAUUUGGUGGAAAAUAUGGAGUCCAAGCUGACAGACAGGAUAAAUCAGCUGUUGGUUGGGACCAUCAUGAAAAGGUGGAUAAACAUGCAUCCCAGAAAGAUUAUGCAUCUGGAUUUGGAGGAAAAUUUGGUGUUCAGAAAGAUCGUGUGGAUAGGAAUGCAGUGGGUUGGGAUCAUAUUGAGAAAACAGAAAAGCAUGAGUCUCAAAAGGAUUAUGCCAAAGGUUUUGGUGGAAAAUUUGGUGUUGAUAAAGAUAGACAGGAUAAGUCAGCAGUUGGUUGGGACCAUCAAGAGAAACUUGAAAAGCAUCCUUCUCAAAAAGAUUAUACUUUAGGAUUUGGUGGAAAAUUUGGUAUUCAGACUGACCGCCAAGACAAGUGUGCUGUUGGGUGGCAACAUCAAGAAAAAGUUCCUAAACAUGAAUCCCAGAUUGAUUAUGCUAAAGGAUUUGGUGGCAAGUAUGGUGUCCAGGAAGAUCGCAGAGAUAAAUCUGCUCUUGGAUGGGAAGAAGUCACAAAAGUAGAAGCUCAUCCCUCUCAGACAGAUAUGAAAAAAGGUUUUGGUGGUAAAUUUGGAGUUGAAAGAGAUAGGCAAGACAAAUCAGCUCAUUCCUUUUCUGAAGUGGAAAAACCCCAAUCAAGCUAUCAGAAAACACGGUCUGAAUCAAUUGGUUCUACUAAAGCUAGCAGCUUAAGGGCUCGUUUUGAAAAUAUGGCCAAAGCUGAAGAAGAGGAAGCUCGCAAGCGAGCUGAAGAAGAGCGAGCCAAGAGAAUUGCACGAGAACAAAAAGAGAAAGAGAUUGCAAAGAAAGCUGAAGAGGAGAGGCAAAGGAAGUUAAGCCUACAAGAAGAUCAAGAUGAUUUUGAGGAACCGAAGGAACCAACAGUAGCUCCUACGGUUCGCACUUCAUCUGUAGGUGUUCCUACUCCUCUGCUGCAGGCUGCAACAACUGCAAAGAAUGCAUCACCUGAACAGACAUUUCAAUACACACCUCCUCAGCCACCACCUGAAUUUGAAAAUGAACCUAUCAUUGAAACAAAGCAACCUAUUAAAAAAGUUGAAGAAGUAUCUUUCUUGGAUUCCCCAGAAGAUGCUGAAUCAGAAUUAUUUAAACCUCCUCAAUGUUAUGCUGAACCAGCAUAUGAAACUCUAGAACAAGUGGAAGAAGAAUUAUAUGAAGUGCCUGAAAACUCUGGUGUAUCAGCAGUUGCUCUAUAUGAUUAUCAAGCUGCUGAUAGUGAUGAAAUAUCUUUUGAUCCAGAUGACAUAAUCACUAAUAUUGAAAUGAUUGAUGAAGGUUGGUGGCGUGGAGAGUGCAGAGGCCAAAUAGGACUUUUCCCUUCCAAUUACGUCCAACUCCUUCAGCAAUAACUUAAAAUUUCAUAGUUGCAUCUUUUAAUUGAGACAACUGUUUCAAAUAUGACUUCCUUUCACAAUAUUUUAUCAAUCUAUUCUACUUUGUGAUGGAUGGUGACAAAACAGUUGGUUUCAGUACUACAUAAUCAUUGAUUUUGCAUACUUUUGUUUAAUCAGUUAUUUCUUAUAUCAUACUGGGUAUGAUUUUUUUUAUCCAUUGUUUUUUUAAACUCUUUUUACAGAUCUUGAAUCAUUGCGCAUUAAGCUUUUUUUAUAAUCAUGUGGCAAAUUCUGUGUUAUGUAUUUGAUAAUUUUCUUUUAAUUUGUUAAAAAAAGUAUAAAAAUUUCUUUUUCGACAAAAGUUACAAUUCUUGUUUUUGGAUUUUUAAUUCACAACAGAACAAGAAUAGCAUAUUUCUAGAUAAUGUAUGCUAGACAUAUAAGCAGUUAAUAUUCACAUUAAUUCACUCUUUUAUACUAGUCAUUUAAUCAAAUAAUUUUGUUCUCUUUUGAUUUGCAGUCUAAUUUUAGUACACUUCAUGAAUUUUUGAGUGAGCCAACUUAGUAUAUUGAUUCCAAUUAGAUCGGUGCCAGAAUUAGCAAGACUACACAAUCUUUUUUUUUUAUAGAAAAUUUUAUAUAAAUAGCAUUAAAUUCUUUGAAAGAAGAAAAAUACUAUUGUGUAUAUAUAGAUUUAUUAUUUGGUAAUGUUUGGUUUAUAUGACAUCUACAGUUUUCAGCUGAUUAAAAAUAUUCUGAAAAUAUGUUUUCUUAACUGAGCUUGAAAAUUCAAAAUUAUACUUUAAUUAGAGUUGAAACAACACAAUAUAUUAUAUUCAGCUGAUUGGAACUUAUUGCAUUUAUAACUAUUAUUAGAUGAGCUACUAUAAACAGUUUUAUUGAAUCAUAAAGGCAGUUUGAAUUGAUACUUGAGAAAAUUUUUUGGUUUUCUUUCUUUUAAUAAUUAGUUUUAAAAGUAAUCUUUGUAACACUUAUAACUCAUAAGUAUAUUACUUAUGUAAAUUAAAAAAAAACAAACACUGAAAGAUUACUAAAUGGAAUUUAUAUAGAUCAAAUUUUUUUUCAUAACAAAGAAAUAGCAUUUUCUAUCUAUUGGAGGAAGUUGCAACUAUUGGUUACACAAUAAAUAACAUACAUUCCAAUUAUAGUGUACUUAAUAUCAUCAUAGUACCAAUCUUUUGUGUUGACUGUUAAUGUAAAUUUAACUGAAUUAUUUAAUUUUUGUUAUUUGGAUUAUGAAUGUCUUGGAUGCAAGUAUUUGAUAUAUACAUUUCAUGAAGCAUUUUUUAGUUGUUUUUUUUAAACUAUAUAACUUGCUGUUACUUUUAAAUGCUUCCUAUUAUUCAUACUAACAAAUAAUUAAUUGGAACAAUAUUUAAACAUUUUAAAUUAUAAUAAAUAUCAUGCUUAUCAUGUAUAAUGAUUGAAAAUUCAGAUAAGUUUAUAAUCAAAUAAGUAUUCUAUUAACAUAUAAUAGUGUUUUUGAAAGUUAAAAAUAUAACUUCAUGUUUCUCCUAAUCCUAAAGUUUAAAACAAAUUGUGAUUUAUUUAAAAAAAUUAUUUAUGAAAGUUCCUUAUAAAAGCAAUCCUCUAUUUUAAGAAUUGUUAAUUUAGAAUUAAUACUUCUAACUUUGAAAUAGAUAUUAAUGUUUUGAUGUAUAAUAGAUUUUAAUCUUUAAUUUGAAUCAAGUGUAAUGUUACCUGUAUUAAAAAUGCCCAAAUAAGAGCUUUAUGCAAUCAGAUAAACCAUUAGGAAGGGUAUUAUAAUAAAAUCUCUUCAUACUUGUAUGAACAGAUUAGAAGAUAAAUUGUACAGAAAAUUAUUUUCUUAGUGUCAAAUAAUGAAAUACAUAUUUAUUGUUGAAUGUAGUUAAGUUUAUGAAAUUUUAAUAAGAAUUAUGUGUGAAAUCCAUCAUAUUGUAAAUGAAUUUUGGAUAAUUAGAAAUUGAUUCUAUCCCUUUAUUAUUUGACAAGUAAAAUAAAAUGGUUGUGUAUGAUGUGUGUUCUGUAAAAUGUUUGAGAAAUUAAAAGUUUG
Argiope bruennichi is the source of this 3956-nucleotide messenger RNA. RefSeq names its product src substrate cortactin-like (gene Cortactin). Gene Ontology annotation, cellular component: site of polarized growth; plasma membrane; cortical actin cytoskeleton. Gene Ontology annotation, biological process: regulation of actin filament polymerization. The transcript is spliced from 17 exons. The record is from RefSeq and is a predicted model, not a curated record. NCBI's taxonomy places the organism in Eukaryota, Metazoa, Arthropoda, Arachnida, Araneae, Araneidae. Gene Ontology annotation, molecular function: actin filament binding. Bases 182 to 1915 code for a protein of 577 amino acids.